AUGGCGGGGAUCAUUAACAGGGGCGACUCUUUCAGAAGAAGAAGAUCAAGGUCGAAUUCGUUGGCACCUGCGGAUCAAGAUGGCGAGGAGAAGCACUCCGCGCCGGCAAAAGAUGUCACGUCGUACACGGUGGCGAUGCUUGGUACAAGAGGCGUUGGGAAAACCGCCCUGAUCAGCCAAUUUAUGACCAGCGAAUGUAUAAACGCGUAUGACAGGCAGAGAGACGUACCCAGCGAGCAAUCUGUUUCCGUCAUGCUGAACGGCGAGGAGAGCGAGCUGAGAUUCCUGAACAUCGCGAACCCAACGACGGAACUGGAGGUGAUACACCCGGAUGCCUUCGUCAUCAUGUACUCUGUGAUCGACAAGGCGUCCUUUCAGAGAGCAGAAGAAUAUCUAGAACGUCUCCACGACCAGGAUUUCCUUCGAGGAAGAUCGGCUAUACUUGUUGGGAAUAAAGUGGACCUGGUUCGAUCCAGGGUGGUUUCUUCUCAAGAUGGCAAGUGCAUGGCGUGCACCUAUCGGGUGAAGUUCAUCGAGGUCUCGGUCGGGAUCAACCACAACGUGGAUCACUUGCUGGUCGGCAUUCUCAAUCAGAUUCGGCUGAAGAAGGCGGGCAACACGGAGAAUCGAACUGGGAACGGUGCUAGCGAGGGCAGCGGCCACUGGUACAAGUCGAGGGGCGUGGUACGCGCCAGCAUGAAGGCCAGACAGAUGUUGACCUGGCUGUUCGGCAAAGAGGACAGCAAGUUUAAGAACUGCGAGAACCUCCACGUGUUGUAAAUUAGGCGAGCGGGUGGACUUUCUACUCCCCCCCGCGGCCGUACCUGACGGUAGAUUGUAAGGGCGGUGUUGUUCGGCGCGACCUCGUCCAACCCCUCGCGUGACAUGAUCGCUUGGCGUGACACGAACAUGACUUGCUACUCGAUCGAGCAACCGUGAGCUCACUGGCCAGAGGUGAAAAUUUUGAAGACGCGGAGGUAUGCCUGUCAAUUCAAAUGACUGUCUUUUUUGUGACGAAAGGAGUAACGAAACUAUAUUUGAAAUUUUUUUUUGCAACAAGAUACAGAGUAUUAUGAUUUGUGGUAUACAUCUUUUGGUGAUGUACAUCUUGACGCAGAAUAAUCAUUAAAUGAAUAAUUUGUUUUAAAAUUCGUGAAACUAAUUUAUUCGUGAAUUUAGCGACUUGAAGCCCCUUGCGCUGGCAACUGGUUGCCACCGCGGACCAUAACGAGUGACCGAACCGUGUACAACAGUUCGUCGAUAUGAUGUCGUACAGACACAGAUAGAAAUUAUUAAGAAGUAAUAAAUUUAUCAUUUGAGUUACGUUUAAAUAUACUUAAAACGGAGAAAAUGUUGCAACUUGAGAGAAAAAGUUCGUUUCAACGCAAGAGGUUAAUAAGAUGGUAUAAAAUGCUAGAGUAUCUGAAUCUUUUGGUAGUGUUCAAUUUGAUAAAUUAUUAAACGAAGAGUAAUGUCUCUGAGUGGUUUGUUUUAUUCAAUGAUUCAUGAAAAUACUCGUUUUAUAUUUGAAAUUGGCAACUUUGAUAGAAUAAUAUAAUGUGUCAGAGUUUCUGAAUGGUUUGAUAGUAUUCAAUUUGAUACGAAAUAAUCAUUAAACGAAGAGUAAGUGAUUUACUUUUAAAUUCACGAAAUUAUUUCACUUUUUUAUUUGAAGUUGGCAACUCUGAUCGAACGAUUUAAAACGCCAUAACUUGUGUAUUUCUUUUUGUAGUAUUCAGUUUGGUACGAAAGAAUUGUUAAAUAAAAAGCAGUGUCUAUAAUUAUAUCUGUUUAUUUUACAAAUAUAUACGAUGAUACAAGUAAAUUAUUACAAUCUGUGAACUUUUCUUUACAGCAAUCUGGCCACAUAUCUUAAUUAAUUUAUAUGAAAUAACAUCUUGGAUGAGCACUUUCUCAUUGCCAAUCCUUAGCCAUGUUUUCUCUAUAAAAUAAAAUUGUCUUUGCAACUUCUCUUUGUAAUUGGCCAUUAUCCCCACAAGUUUGAAGAUUCUAUGUGAGAAUCUAUAGAAUAUCGAACGUCUACUGUUUAUUUGCUUGCUCGUGCACGUCAGAGAUUUCACUCUUGCUCGGUUAAGCAGUGGAUGAUGCUAGAAACCACAGAAUCUCAAGUGCAACUGGAAUUUCGAGUAAGAUUGUAUUUCAUUCGGUGUUGAUUUCGCUUGGGAUGGCCAAUUGGGUGUCACAGCACUUGAAGCGAUUUCGUUUCUCUCGCUUCUGAUUUUGGAAAUUCAUUUAGGAGUCUCUUCUUCCCUUUGAAAUUCACUUACAUAUCUGCCUUUCUUACAUUUUUUUUUCAAUCUCUUUUCUCAAGGGGAAACAGUCGAAUGAAAUUGAAUUAUAUUUCACAUAAUUCGACGAAUCUUUAAUUCAAUAUUUCAGUUCUUGUACGCAGACGAGAUUCUGGGAAAAUUGGGGGGGCGUGGAGGGGCUGGCGAACAAAGUGCCAAUUAAUUAAAACGAACGCGACCACUGUUUCUUUUUUUUUUUUUUCAACUGUUACUUUUUAAUUAAUGUUAGCUCUUAAGAACUUCCAUCGAGGAUCCGCUCGAUACCUACCGAUAUUAAUCAUAAUGCCGAUAAUCAUAAGUUCGUUAAGUCGCUAUUAUCGUCUAUGUUGGUUGGUUGGCGUGCGCAUGGAAAAUAAAUCGUGGUGGUGGUACCGAAGUGAAAAUCUACUGCACACGCGCGGUUUGAUUGUUCAGUUGCUUCCGGUCUUUCUACGAAAACACACGUUCGAAUUUUUCAAUUUAAAGACGUUUGAAUUACCGAAGAAGAGUCGGAGAAUGAUUCGAUCGUAAUUUCUCGCGAUGUUUCGGACGGGUUUUGUAAUUUAUUGACAACAAGUUUCGUGCAAUUUUAACGAUUUUUCGAUCGCUUGGAUCGUUUACGCAUUUGUGGGAAACUUAAAACUAUAAAAAAAAAAAAAAACGUAUAGAAUAUUUCAGAAUAUUAAGCUGAAAUGUUCAGUUUUAAGUUCUGCUUCUUCAGUUGCAUUUGCAACAGUAAGAAAUUGCAUAGAUAUUCGCGGUCUGUCGAUAAAAUUCGAUCUCGAUACGAUACAAAAUACAAAACAUUUGGAAUUUCGAAUGAACAGUAUGAGUGAACUUCCAUUUCUCAUUUCACUUUCAAGCUUCCGACAUGAAAAUCUAUACGUCGCGAAAAUUUAUUGCCACCGACGAUUUAAGUUAUUGAAACGACUAUUGGCAGUGAUCAGACUGCCAAAGAUCGAAGCGAGCAAAGAACAAAAGAAAAAAGAAAAAAAAAAAAAAGAAAAAGCAGAAACUCGAACAUCUUCGGAGAUUUAGUCGAAAGGACGAACGUUCGUGAAGCUCGAGGAUCGCUCGAGGUAAGAGCAAAGACAAAGAAGGGAGCUACAGAGCAAAGAGACAAAGCAGUUUAAAUCGAUUCUAGAACGGGUACGAAGGAAUUUCGAA
This is a messenger RNA of Frieseomelitta varia, 3455 nucleotides long. RefSeq names its product GTP-binding protein RAD. Gene Ontology annotation, molecular function: GTP binding; GTPase activity; calcium channel regulator activity. Bases 1 to 780 code for a protein of 259 amino acids. Lineage: Eukaryota; Metazoa; Arthropoda; Insecta; Hymenoptera; Apidae. The record is from RefSeq and is a predicted model, not a curated record. Gene Ontology annotation, cellular component: plasma membrane. The transcript has 5 exons.